Messenger RNA from Pelobates fuscus (common spadefoot toad), 1032 nucleotides. Its product is annotated as proteasome subunit beta type-11-like. Gene Ontology annotation, molecular function: threonine-type endopeptidase activity. Gene Ontology annotation, cellular component: proteasome core complex. The transcript has a single exon. The record is from RefSeq and is a predicted model, not a curated record. Lineage: Eukaryota; Metazoa; Chordata; Amphibia; Anura; Pelobatidae. Bases 129 to 941 code for a protein of 270 amino acids.
CAUCAGGGCCCCACACAAAUUCUGAUAUAAACUUGAUGAUGUUUCCAGCAUCCUAAUUCAUACAGAGCAAGCUAUCUAAAAGUGGCAUACACCAGACCAAUAACUUAAUCAAGAUAUUUCUCGAUUCCAUGGCUUUACAGAGCGUCUGUGGCUGGGAUGUGACCCUCUCAAGGCAAAUUCUGCAGCGUGACUUCUGCAGAUUACCUCAUUUGAAUUCUUCAGGCUAUCCUCGUCUACUUCUGCCUCCCUACAAAGUGACAUCUUCACAUCGCAGCCCCUCUGGUCCUCCACCACCAGCCCAUGGCACUACUACCUUGGCUUUUCUCUACGAUAAAGGGGUAAUGGUUGCAACAGACUCACGCUCUUCAGCUGGAAAACUUGUUUGCAGCCCAGACAGCCGCAAAGCUACUCUCAUACAUAGUCAUCUAAUUGCCUCUACAUCUGGGAGCGCUGCCGAUUGCCAGUUCUUUGGACGAGUUCUUGCAAGGGAGUGUCGCCUCUACCAGCUGCGGAAUGGAUAUAUGCCCAGUGUGAAAGGGGCAGCUAAAAUGUUGAGUACGAUGAUGUUGCCAUUUCGUGGCAUGGAUAUCUGUGCUGCUGUAACUCUGUCUGGUUGGGAUCGGAAUGGACCUUGCAUUUGUUAUGUAUACAAUGAUGGAACCCGUAUCAGCUCUGAUGUCAUCUCUGUGGGAUCAGGGUCUCCUUACGCUUACAGCAUUAUUGAUGAUGGAUACAGACCAGGCAUGGAAGAGGAAGUGGCUCGUCAGCUAGCAAGGCGAGCAGUAUGCCAUGCAGGGAGAAGAGAUGCAUACUCUGGGGGUUUUGUUGAUGUGUAUAUGGUAAAAGAAAGUGGGUGUGAGAAGGAUGCCAGGGAGGAUCUAGUAGCGAUGUAUAAGAGACUGGUUCAAGAGGAAAAGCAAGAAAAAGAAGCAAGAAAAUGAAAGGAGUAUCAUGCCAAUCCCUAGUCUGGUGGAGGGUGAGGAAUGGACACAAAAUGUUGUUUUGAGAAAAAUAAAGGAGUAGUCUUUAUAA